AUGGCAUCGUCAUCUGUCUCCCUCAAGGCCUCGGCCUUCUCGUUUGUCGCUCUGGCGGUCGGACACACGCUCGGAGGAACCCAAUGGACCGCCGAACCAGCCUAUCGCACCAUCGCCGGCACCAAGCCCUGGGCUCUCGGCAUUGUCGGCUGGUACCAGGGAAGCGCCUUUCUCUUUACGACCGGCAUCCUCCAUUACCAAUGGGCCCGCAACCCCCGAGCCCUUCAGGAGCCUACUAACAAGGCCAUCGCCAUCAUUCUCAAUGCCGCGCUGUGGGCUAGCUCGGCGUGGUAUUUCAAGCAUGGUAUCAAGGAGAAUGGAUGGGUUGUCGGGGCUGCGGCUGCCUGGCAGGCCUGGUCGGUCGUAAGGGCUUGGUUGAAAUACUAG
Messenger RNA from Aspergillus niger, 387 nucleotides. RefSeq lists its product as hypothetical. The record is from RefSeq and is a predicted model, not a curated record. NCBI's taxonomy places the organism in Eukaryota, Fungi, Ascomycota, Eurotiomycetes, Eurotiales, Aspergillaceae. The coding region runs from base 1 to 387 and encodes 128 amino acids. The transcript has 4 exons.